Molecule: messenger RNA, 9567 nt
Organism: Podarcis lilfordi (Lilford's wall lizard)
Lineage: Eukaryota; Metazoa; Chordata; Lepidosauria; Squamata; Lacertidae
Source: the annotation of a GenBank genome assembly
GAAACUACAAGUCCUAGAGGGCAGCCGCGAAGGAAAUGGCAAGCACGUUCUGGGCCGCGGAGCACACUGGGAUUUGUUGUCCAAAAGCCCUUUAAGCCGCUGCGCUUUGAGAAGAACAGGUGUAGGUGGAGUGGUCCCAGACGAUCAAUGAGAGGCGUCUAGGUAGAAAGGAUGUAAAGUUUGCCUAUGCCGCGCUAACCUAUAACGAACGCAUUAUGGUAAAUAUGGUCAAAUACUAUUUCAAUUUAAAAGGAGACAGGAGUAGGAGAGUUCCUAAAGAAUCGUCAUGAGUGCUUGAGACGGAAGCCUCCUUGGUCAGAUAAACUUGCCAUAAUUGAAAUAGCAGCCCGGAGCUCCAAGAAACUUGAUUUGUACGGGAAAGACGGCUCAUGGAUCCCCUACCACGAGCUAGGUACCGAUUCAGAAUUGAAGCGGUAGUUGCAGCUUUCUCUUACAAAGCGAGGAAAAAGAGGGCGGCUAUCAGGCGCGCAUCACGAUAACUUCCUGCGCCGUCAGCCCGAUGCAAAUCCUCACCGCCGCUCGUAUUUGCCCCGAUUGAAAAGCAGGCGGGCAUAGCCUGGGGAAUAGUUUCUCGGACGGUGGGGUGGAGAUAGCGAGCAGAUGAAAACAUAUAUUAUAACCCCAUGGGAGGAGGAGAAUUGGAAGCAAAGCAAAGUGGGUCUGAUCCUAUCUGAAGGCAGCGCAUAUUUAAAAUACAUAUUAAAUAUGCGGAAGAGAGCAAGUGCGUCCACCGAGCGAGAGGGAAAAGUGGGAGGCGCAGAAAAAGCAGGAUUGUGGGGCCAAGCAUUAGCUGUUAUUUUUAUGAAGCGCUCAGAUUACUGGAAUGCAGUCCUCGAAGGAAGGACUGAGUAAAAGCUAAUUAUAGAAAAGGAAGGAGGGAAAAGAAAAUAAGCCAGCUGAUUUCUUAAUACAUAAUAGGCACUGUUAGGUAUGCUCCUCCCUAAAAAGAACCAAGAAAGUCCUCUAUGUGCCUCCAUUAAACAGCAAAGACGUUUUAAUCCCCCACCCCCUCUGUUAAAAGUCUUUGGAGAAUAUUUUUUCCAUUCCAAGUCCUACAAUUUAGGAUCUGAAUCGCCCAAUUUGGUCUUCUCUCUUGAGCAUCAUCAUCAUCAUCAUUAUUAUUAUUAUUUAUUUUAUUUAUUUAUACCCCUGGGUUUCCCUAGCCACUCUGGGUGGCUCCCAACAAGAAUAUUAAAAACACAAUAAAACAUCAAACAUUAAAAACUUCAGAUUUUAACCAUCCUCAUGAGGUUUUGGUCAUCAGCAUACAUAUGGGAUCUACUCUUCCAGGUCUCCCACCUGUGGUACCUCCUCAUUUGCUUGCAAUGACAUCAUCAUUCAUUAAUGCAUAUUUAGCAGGAGUCAAGAGUUUGAAGAAGAGAGACCAGAAAGUGAAGCAUACAUUGACCGUAGCGACAGAGCACCCAUACACUGCACCCGCUGUCCAAGGCCAGUGAACUGCCUUGUGGAGAGAUGGGGAGUGGGUGCACUUAUGAGGCCAAUCCACAACCUCCCUAGGAUCCAGUGGUGGCUUAUGGAACCUAGACCGGGUCCAGCACCUAGGAAGUGAUGUUGGUGGUGCCCAGGUCCCCAUCCUCCUCCUCUGUGAGUAAUUUUGUCUACUACUAAGUCAGCCACUCUGUGGCUUGUUUCCCAGUUUAGUUCAGGGAAGAAUUUGGUGCCGCUUCCUCUCCAGUAAGUGGGCAGAGAAUUUCAGGCAGCAUACAUCAUUCACCAAAAGAAAAUUAUACCAUUUACCCCAGUAUGUACAGUGAGCAUCGUGGCUGCAUGACGUUUUGAAUCCAGGCUCUAGCCCAACAGUCUUAGUACUGACCCUGUAGAUUUCAGUACUUCUAUAAGUUACAGUACAAUAUAAAUUGCCAUUGUAUACUAACUAUACUUCAAUUUCCUGGAGCUCUUCCAAUAAUUUAUGGCAUAGAUUAGAAGUGGCACAUGAAGGGGCAACGGCAGAGGCGCUGGGAUGAGGUGGAAGGAAGGUUGGGGGAACUUUGGUGAUUGCAGCAGCUUGCAGGUGUGGGCCCUCCUGCUGGCAAGAUGGGGCAACUGCAGUAAAGUGCUAUGCUUCAUUCUGUACUGCAUAUGUUAUCAUUUACUUUACAGUGCAAUCUCUAAAACAUGUUUCCUUGUAUUUAGUCCCAUGGAGUACAAUGGGACUUGCUCCCAGGUAAAUGCAUAUAGGUUUGCAGCCCUAAUGCAGGAUUUAUCAGCAGGUCCAGACCAACUGAAAAAUCCUGAUGGGUUUGCUGAUGUCUUUUAAUGUACAUUUUAAAAUACUCACUAAAUAAUUGCAGGACAGACUUUAGGCUUGUGAGUUUGGGAUCAACCUUGUGAUUUACUAGGAACCCAAGAGUCACCAACUGUAGCCAUUCUUUUAAGCAGUUUGGCUGCUUGUUGUUGUUGCAGCACCAUCCUCAAAUGUUUUCAUAUAUAAAUACUUAAUACAUUUAGAGCUGCAGUUAUAUAGCUACGUCUAGGAACAAGUUCUAUUGAACCCUAUAGGGAUGACAUCAGAGUAGAGAAGUAUAGGAUUGUGCUGGCACUUCCCACUCAAAAUUUAAAUUAAGUUAAAGAAAACUGUUUAGCUUAGCUUUCAACAUAAGCCUCCAGAAUUCUCUUCAACUGGAAGUGAUAGGGCCAAGUCACUUCUAUGAGGGCAGUGCUUGAAUUGGGGGGAUGGGAGAGUUGGGGGGGGGUACCAAUGAAAUUCACAAAUCACAUCUCCUGACAUCCUCCCUCACAACUUUAGUCAUACCACUCCCAUAAUUUUCUAAAAAUUGUAGCUAAAGGGGCAGUCACAAAAGGAAAGUGGCUGAUCCCCCUAUAAUUCACAGACUACAUGAAGAGCAACUAGAUUCAUUUCCCACUAUCCAGUACAGGCCUCCCAUCCACAGUAAGUUACCAUCCCUGAUGCUGGUGCUGCUUCGCCGACUCAUUCUGUCUGCAGUGCCUGUUCUCAACAUGGCUGUCAUUUUAGGUUUUCUCUUAAUUUGCCAUGCCUGUUCAAUGGAUAUAAAUAUAUAAAGAUCAGCAUUUAUUUUAUAUAGAAAUAUAUUUUUCUACCUCUCUACAGCAAAAAUGGUUGCCAGAUCAGCUACUUCUCCCAGGUUUACAAUAUAACAGGCAGGUACAACAGGGGGAAAAUGGGAAAGGGAGGAGGACAAGUAACUUUAGCCAAUUGUUCAAGUUAUAUGAGGGUGCUUAUAAUAACCAACUGAAGUGGAAAUUUGGAUUUUCCAAGGACAAACUUUCCUUUCCCCUUCUGAACCACUUGGCAAGAUAACUGGCAUAGUAACAAUUGAGCCUAAACCAAAUGACUAAUACUUAGGUCACUUGGGAAGUUCUGUUCCGACCAGUGCCUUCAUCAGUCACCACAGCCUUUUUACAAAAAACUUACGUAACUGAAAUUUUUCUCUUAUGGUUAGCUGCCUUGAGUUCCGGUUAUUGUGCAGAAAGUGGGGGGUGUCAGUCAAUGUUUUAUAUAAAUAAUUGUUACAUUCUACCACCUUAGCCUUCUUUAAUUAAAUUAAUAUCACUGUAACAUGUUUGAUAAUUUUGGUUCAUUUUCAGUUCAACAUUUGUCUGAAUUAGUUCAGUUUUAAGUUUUACUUUUACCACAUGUCUGCCUAAAUCAUGAUUACUGAAAUGGUCUGUUGGAUGCUUUUUAAGAGCCUUUUUUUAAAGUACAAUUCUGCACCCAUCCACACACACCCACACCCCAGUAUGGAUGGCAUGGGGAACUGGAUGGCAUGGGGAACUGGAUGGCAUGUAGCCACCUCUCUGCCAGCCUGUAUUAGUGAGGAGGAUGAACACUGGUUGGAGGGCGGCUUGCCAUAGCCGAGACUCUUGUUUUGUCCAUUUUGGUGGGAAGCUGUUGCUGGUAGUUUUAGGCUGAAACAAUUAUGACUCUGGAUCCAAAGCCGCAGAGAUCACCCCCAGCUACACCAGCCUGGCAUCCACACACACAGCAAAUAAUAAUGCCACCCCACCUUCCACAGGCCAGCAGGGGUUGGGAUAUGUCGAAGAAUUUGCUGUCUUGCUCCGACACUCCCGUUUGGAUUGCUGUUGAUUUGUUGCAAGGAACUUUGACGUUCUUUACCUGCUACAAACUCACUUUAAGGGUGAUAACACUAGAAAAGGGUUAUAUAGAUCAGCCUUAAUUGGGUUUAUUUGCGUAUCACCCCCUUUCUGGCAAAGUGGGUUUGCGACAGAUACAGAACCUGACUAAGACGGCAAUCCUAAUUCCUGUUUCCUGGAUUCAAAAUCCUUUGAAUUCAGCAGGAAUUAUUUCUGAACAGACUAGGUUAGGGCCACACCGUAAAAUUAAGUUAUGAGCAACUAAUUCCCACCCACCCCUCUCCACUCACUCAACACAGGGUGAGGGCAAAAUGGCAAAUUCUUGUUGAAAAAUAAAAUGUAAAACCAACACAUUCGCAAGUCGCUUGGGAAAGCUGUUUUCUCACAAGUCUAGUGGGGCAUGGUGCCUAUUUUUUAAUUUUCAUUAAUAUGGUCCCUUUUCUUAAAAAAAAAAAAAAAGAGCUUACUCUCCAGAAAAAGCAGGAGCUAUGAGGGAUGAGUGAGCCUGCAAUAUGCAAAUUGCGUUAACCGUUAACUGCCGAGGCGCGAAAACGCUUGGCACGUGACUGCUCCUCGCGCCGGAAAAGGCGGGAAAGCGCGCAAGGCAGCAGUCCGCGAGAACAACCGCCGCCGCCCCCUCCUAGGAGCAGACGGCGCAUGCGUUUCCAUUGCGACGGCGGAGCGCUUCAUAGGACACCCUACUGCGCAGGCGUCAGGUACAGGGAAGGCGGCUUUAACCCUGCGUAAACAGGCAACUUUGUAUCCGCUCGCCAGCUGCUGCUAAACAGAUCCAGCUUUCUCCAAGGCAUAUGCUUCUACGCCUGCGCGCCUUACCCCACCGUCCCCGGCGUCCCAGCUUGGCACAUGCGCGUUACAAGCCUUUGCUAAGAAUUCUGUGAGCGGCGCCAUAGAGGUUGUUUUGGAAAGGGUAGAGUGACCCGCCGUCUGAAUUUCCGGUGAAGGAGAACUGGGUGAGUGUGUUCCUGGGUGGUAAGGAAAGGCCAGAGUUGGUAGGGCUUGUGUUGGGCUUCCCAGAGGCGGAGGGGGGGAGAGAGCAGCCCCCCACCCCCAUUCCUGCUUCGGGGGUGGAGGGAGACCUAGGCUUGAUUUCCUUCGCCCAGGGAUCUGGGUGAAGCUCUGGACUCUGGGUUAAAAAUGUACACAUUUUUAUGUGUACAUUUAAAUGUACACACCACAGACAUUCAAAGCAAACAAACGCAAAUCCUGGGAACUCGUAUCUUAAGGGUGCUGGGAAUUGUAGUUCAGUGGGGUGUGAACUAUAGUUCCCAGGGUUCAGGAGGCUGCAGGUGGGAAGGUGCUCAGUGUAUAUCAGGGGUCAGCAGACUUUUUCAGCAAGGGACUGGUCCACUGUCCCUCAGACCUUGUGGGGGGCCGGACUAUAUUUGGAGAGGGGGAAAUGAACAAAUUCCUAUGCCCCACAAAUAACCCAGAGGUGCAUUUUAAGUAAAAGGACACAUUCUACUCACGUAAAAACACGCUGAUUCCCAGACCAUCUGUGGGCUGGUUUUAGAAAGGUGACUGGGCCAGAUCCGGCCCCCUGGUCUUAGUUUGCCUACCCAUGGUGUAUAUAUACAGCCAAGGGUUAGGUUGGAGGUGAGGAGCGGCCUGAGAUCCUCAAGAGAUUCUCCCACCCAGGUCCCUGUUUUCCCAUACCUGCCACCCUUCCUACUUCUCUGGGCCUGACCACCUUAUUUCUGGCAAGCCUUUCCCAAAGAUGGUUUCAUUGCUUCAGCACUUCCUCCCAAACGCUGAACGCGGAAUGGCAGGCUCUCCUUCUUCCUCGAUGGCUUUGAAGCAGAGGUCGGAGGCCCAUCUGUCACGGACGCUUCUGCUGAGAUUCCAGCACCGCAGGGCGGUUGGACUAGACGACCCUGGGGAUCCCCUUCCAACUCUGCAAUUCUGUUAUUCUCUCCAACCUGCUUCUGCAAGUUUUCUCAGGUGGCCUCUCAAGCAGGGCUUCCGUUGCUGAUCUGUAACACUAAGGAUACCUGGUUGAACAACAAAGAACACAGUAUCUGAUGUAGUGUUCAGCAUCAUGAGAAUCUUCGUGGAGGUUUUAAAAAAUCCGUUUCUAGCCAUUAUGCUUAUGAGAACAGGCUUAAAAUUAUGUGGGUGGGUGCCAGCUUAGAAGUUAGAGUACUUAAGCAGGAUUUCAAGUAGCUGGAGAGCAGAUCCAUCGUUGUUCUUCCUGACUCUCUGUAUUUCCUAGACAUGCCUAACAAAAUAAGCAAUUUCAUGCAAAUUUGAUUUGAGAUAUUGGCCUGGUUUGGAUAACUGUUUGAAGCCCCAUAAACCAUGGUUUGUGAAACCAUAAAAGAGUGUAUGGGCCAAAGCACCCUCUGCUCAUUCCUCUUCUCUUCAUCUUCUAUUGCAUAUUGUCUUUAACAUGAACUCAGAGCUCUGGUUUAAUAUAAGGCACAACAGGUGAAGCGAGGAACCCUCAGCCCAAGCACUCAUUCACAGCUUCAUAAACCAUGGUUUAUGAAACAAUGGAACAGUUGUCCAAACCAUGCCAUUGAACUGAGCUUUUAUUAAAGUUUGCCUUUCUAGCACAGAAUACAACAUGUACUUAUCCAACAACAACAAAAACCUGAUUAUUAUUUUUUUAAAAAGAGUGUGGAAUCCUAUGGUUUUCUACCGAUAAACAACUGAAGCAAAUAUUUACAUUUUAUUUUAUUUUUCAUAACUUAUUCUGGUUUUGCCAGUCACAGAGAGGGGCAAGGAACGAUGCAAAGCACGGAAGACCCCCACCCAACCACUGGAAAUCUUGCUCUGCCAUAUUUCGAUGGCUUCAGUCAUUUCAGCGGCCAUUUGUGUGCAUGCUUUAAAGCAUGUCUUCACAAGCUAAAAGCACUAGAAAUUUCACUUUUCAGAAACAUGGAAACAUGGAUUCUUAGGUAGUUGCUGCGAAAUUACUGCACACAUUCAGCCUUUAUUACUUAGCAAAAAAAUGGGUCUUGGUGUAACACGUAAUUCUCUGACUCUUCUUUCAACAGGCUGCGAAGCUCCAGGUUGCAGUUUUGGCUUUAUAACCAGAGCCACCCUCUUCCAACAUGAACCACGGUCCUCAGCUGAUUGCUUUUACUCGUGCCCAGGAGGAAUCAGAUCUCUGGAGAGAUGGGCAAGUCCAGAAAAAAAGCUGCAGAGGCUCCCGUCUUGCUGGCCAGGAGGAAGGGAAAACAGCAGGUGAGGCAGCUCGCAGCUUCUAUGAGAGCCUUUUGGAAGCUCCAGCUAAUCCUGCGAGACCCCCACAUAGGAAGCGAAAGGCGCCUUGCGUACGCCACCGACCUGCGCAACAGCUUCAGCCCGUCCAGAACCACCUGGGACCAACAAGUAGCCGCACAGGGAACAAGUUCCUGAAAGCCGCCCAGGAUGGCGACCUGAAAUCUCUGCGGACGCUGGCGGAGAAGGAAGGGUGUGAUGUGAACUAUAGAGAUGAUUAUUACUGGACAGCGAUUAUGUGUGCAGCUUACGCUGGACGGGUGGAGGCUGUGAGAUAUCUCCUGAGCCGCGGCGCUGCCUGGGUAGGGGUCUGUGAGCCCCAAGGCCGGGAUGCUAUGGAUUUGGCUGAGGAGGCAGGACACCAGGAUGUGGUGGACGCCCUACGGGAGAGUGAAAGGCCACAGGUGAAGGAGGAACCCUCCAGGUGAGCUUUCUUGUUCCUGAGAAUUCAGCUAGGGCUCCUUUGGGAGGAAGAGCAGCAUAUAAAUGUAAUAAACUAAAUAUCCAGUUACUGUCUGGAGAAGAAAGCAUCUGAAUGGGUUUGCUUUUAAAUGCUGCUUUGGACUAUUCCAGAAACCCAGAGAUACCUGCCAAUAAAACUGCCACAGUUUUAAGAGAUUCCCAUCCACUUAAGACACUUCAACUGACCAUCAGUUGUGAACAUCGAAAGAUCUCCCAGAGCAUCAGUAGUCAAUAUGUGGCUGGACUACCAACUCCCAGUAUCCUUAUCCAAUGGUUCUUGAUGGCUGGGGCUGAUGGGAGUCCAAAAGCAUCUGGAGGGGCACCAUAUUGGCCACCCCUGCUAUAGAGACCAUUCCCUGUCACAAACUGUUCACCCCCUUCCUAGCAUAUCCAGGCCUUACAUCCUUCUUCCCAUAUCUAGGCCCCAAAUCACUAGAAGAGCUUGGUUGGAACCAACCCUCUUGACUUCGGUUUGCAUUUGUGUUGUUUUAAAACUUCUCUCAAUUGGUGUUUUAAAUUGUUUUUAUUGUUUUUCUGUAUGCUUGUCAAUGUGGGAAAGAGGAUUCAUAAAUGAUGAUGAUGAUGAUAUCUUCAUCCAGGCAGCACAGACACAGUGGGUAGGCAUUCACAUUUUUCCCUUUCUCAAGAGAAGUCUGUAUUUGUGUUUCUUCCUCACUUUUCCCUGUAAGAUGCUCUUUGAGGGUUCCUACAGUCACAGUUUGUGUGAAUGCGGCUUGCCUUUCUCCAGUGUAAUUUUCCUUUGUUCUCCAGUCCGCAGCCACCAGCCGAGAGGAACUACUGUGCCGUGUGCCGGACGCACUACAGCGAGGACACAGUGGCAUUGCACGAGCGCUCCACUGCUCACCUCUUCAACCGGCGCGACCCGCUGCCCCCCACACGCUACCACAUCCCAGAGAACAACGUGGGCUUCCGGCUGAUGGUCAAGGGAGGUUGGGAUCAGGAAGCUGGCUUGGGGCCUGAGGGCACUGGCCGCAAAUUCCCGAUCCAGACUGUCCUCAAGCGAGAUCAGAAAGGCCUGGGCUUCUGCCGUGACCUCAGACCCAAAGUCACCCACUUUGACGCUAAUGACUCCAGUGCAGUGGAGAGGCCCGUAGAGCGGAGGCCCAGGAAGGAAAGAGCAGCGACGGUGGGGAAACGAGAAGCUCGCCGCAGAGAGGCCAAGGCCCAAGCUUGGGAACGCAACCUCCGUACUUACAUGAACCUUGAUAUUUGAGCUCUUGUUGGUUAGAGGAGCUGUCUGCAUAACCACUCGUUCUCCUUCUGGCCUAGUUGGAGAGACAGGACAAUGUUGUAAAGGGGAAAGGUCUGCUGAAGGAAGGUACAAGGAGCAGCUGGUAGGCAGUAGCCAAAGUGGGUAAGCCAGAAAAAUAAACGUGGAGUUUCCAUGUGUUGCACUAGGCCAUAACACUCUCAGGCAUCCUUGGACCACCCAGGUAAACAGGCCCAAAGGUCAGAAAAGGCUCUUGGCUUCCUUUCAGGAUCCCCAAGGGAGGCAGAAGAUGAAAAUCUCUCUGUUUUUCCUCCUUUCCCCGGAGAUCUGUUAGCAAACAAAUGUUAGCUUUCGCUCUGCACAGUCGUCGGUGUUCAUUGUGCAGGGCUAUGUGUACUCUGUGCUGGGAAGAAAAAUAGAAUUAUUUGCCAACAGUGCUCCAGAACUUGCCUCACGAAAGAGCUGAAUGAUGUAGCUUAUAGAAACUAUUCAAAUUAAAUUACCUUAUGCAGAAA